Molecule: messenger RNA, 1709 nt
Organism: Salvelinus fontinalis (brook trout)
Lineage: Eukaryota; Metazoa; Chordata; Actinopteri; Salmoniformes; Salmonidae
Product: sodium/potassium-transporting ATPase subunit alpha-3-like
Exons: 5
Coding region: 1065-1694 (209 amino acids)
Biological process (GO): proton transmembrane transport; intracellular potassium ion homeostasis; sodium ion export across plasma membrane
Molecular function (GO): P-type sodium:potassium-exchanging transporter activity
Source: RefSeq, a predicted model, not a curated record
AUUAUGCAGGAAAUCAUUAACUCAUCACUUACUGUUAAAUAGGGAGCUUGUAGCAGUCUUCAGGGAAACGAAGCAGCAGGAGGCAGGUGGGUAGAGGUGUUUACAUUCAUUUACAAAAUGGCGCUAAUGUUCCAAAGUGACGUUGAUCACUGUACGUAUUUACAAAGUUCGGACUUCAAACCUCAAUAUUUCAAGGAAGAAGCCUUCAAUCAUGUUAACAUAAAAAAGAUUUACCAUAAGACACAUGUGGGGUAAACCUGGUACGAAUGCAGCCUCUCCUGUUGAGAUUCCAAAACCCAUCUGACAAGAAAAUCACUAAAUGGGUGUUUACUGUGAAUCCACUUGGUCACUCCUUGGACUACACCUUUAAUGUUGGGAAACAUAAACAUUUUCAACUGGGAAAUGAAACACUCUCAAGUGGUGGGAAUGUGGAUAGUGCACUACCUAUAGGAGACGCCUAGUAAAGUAGCCUAGUUUUAAAGCAUAACCAAUUGGUCCUGAUGAGACAAAACCUUCCAUUCUGGACCAUGUCAUACACACAUCCUCCUGGCUGUUAUACUUUCAUUUUUAUGUGGAAUAUACAAAGCUGGAGUGGAAAAUAUUUACGGAGCUAUGCCCAAUCAUAUAAUUAUGGCAGCCUUGCACUUCAUUCUCUGUUUGCUUGUUUGAUUGUGGCCCACACUCAAGUAGCUAACAGUGAUAUUGUGGGUUAUCUGAGUGCAUGAAUUCCUAUGUAAUUGUGGCUUUAGCUUGUGGUGCAUGUAGGAUACCAGCUGGCACCAGGAAGCCCACUUCACUGCCAUACUCAAAGUUACCACUGCAGCAUUGAGGCAUUCACAGCCUAAAAUGGUGCUUUGUGGGAUUAGCUGACCCACACGGUGUAUUAACCAACCCUUUUUUCUAUGUAAAAUAUGGACUAGUCAGGGAUCUGUGUUGUGAGACUCUCUUUGUUUGUCUUGCAGUAUGGACGGUCAGACAGCUACCGCGUGGCCACCACGACGGAGAAGGACGAGAAGGAGUCCCCCAAGAAGGCGGACUCCAAGGCAGACAAGAAGGUCAAGGACAUGGAGGAAUUGAAGAAGGAAGUUCCCUUGACGGAACACAAGAUGUCCAUCGAGGAGGUAUGCCAGAAGUACUCUACCGACAUAGUCCAGGGUCUGACCAACGCUAAGGCCGCGGAGUACCUGGCUCGUGACGGCCCCAACGCCCUCACUCCCCCCCCCACCACCCCAGAGUGGAUCAAGUUCUGUCGCCAGCUGUUCGGUGGCUUCUCCAUCCUGCUGUGGACUGGCGCCAUCCUCUGUUUCCUGGCCUACGCCAUCCAGGCCGCCACCGAGGACGAGCCCGCAGGAGACAAUUUGUACCUGGGUAUCGUUCUCUCGGCUGUGGUCAUCAUCACCGGCUGUUUCUCCUACUUCCAGGAGGCCAAGAGCUCCAAAAUCAUGGAGUCCUUCAAGAACAUGGUGCCCCAGCAAGCGCUGGUGAUCCGUGAGGGCGAGAAGAUGCAGAUCAACGCUGAGGAGGUGGUGGCUGGAGACCUGGUGGAGGUGAAGGGAGGAGAUAGGAUCCCCGCCGACCUCAGGAUCGUCUCUGCUCACGGCUGCAAGGUAAACCUACACACACAGACACAGCAUAUGUUUUACUAUCCUUGUGGGGACCAAAACAUUUAUUUGAUUAAAAAAAAUCACAUUUAAAAAACCUAACCCUAA